CCUAUAAGUAAUGGAGUCAGCCAGUGAGGGAUGUCUCACUUUUGUUUCUCCUUCCGCUCCACUAGACCUUCUGUUUGUGUACUCCGCCGUCGCCAUGGUGACCGAGAACCGCAGCUCGGGUCGCAACUCCGUCGCCUCCAAAUGGCGUCUCCAAAGGGGGCGACGAAAGGGGAUGAUCCGUUCAAAACUAGGAGACCCCAUCAGCAGCCUCGAGGACAGUCUCAUGGUAGAAAUUCUAAUUCGCCUCCCGAACCCUAGAUACUCGUGCCGUUGCAAAUCCGUGUGCAAGCGGUGGAACUCUCUGAUCUCCGACGCCUACUUCAACCGCCGUUUCGUUUCACACCACCAGAGCAGGUACCAACCUCUGCUUCUCAGCAAUCACGACACGCAAGCAAUCAUUCACAGCUUUCCCGCCCCGCCCCUGCUUACCGAUGAAGACAAGCAGGGGUCUUUCAUAGUUUGGGACUGCUUCAAGGACUUGGUCUUGUGUGGGUUCACGGAUCCAGGUGGUAAAAAUCUCGAAUGGGGCAGAUCGUACAUUAUCUGCAAUCCCUUCACCAGGCAAUGGGUCGCGCUCCCUUUAGCACCUGAAAGGACAUUGGAAUACGUUGCGCCGUGUGCAAGGUUAGUCGCUGAACCCCGCACUUGCUCUGCUACUGUGAAUCUCGACCUAGGAAAUGGCCAAUCAUUUGCUUUUUCUUCCGAGUAUCGUUUCCGGGUGCUCUGUAUGUAUACCCAGGGCAUUGCUUUGAGAUUGGACUCGUUUUGUUCCGAGUCUGGAAAAUGGACCAAGGACGCCCGUGUUAUUCAUCGUGGUUUUGGAAUCCUGGAUUCGAGAAUAACUUCGCACAAUGGGGAGUUUCUUGCCUCAUAUCUUCAUUAUGAUCGCGCUAGGGGCAGACCCAGAUUUAUCCUUGCUGCGCUUCAUCCUUUCCGCCUUGAUCUACCUCCCACUAUUUAUACGCAUGCUUCAGACAUUGUGGAGCCACUAGGAGAUGAUUGGAAAUUUGCCAUCUCACAGGGUGCUUUGCACUUGGUUACAAUUGAGCGGGCGCCUGGCCAAUUAGCGGUAUGGAGGCUGGAAGAAGAUGGCAAGUCUUGGAGGAAACAAUACCAAGGGUCGGUGAAUUCAGCAGCAACAAGGGGUAACUAUAGACUUGAGUGUUUUUUUCUACGUGACCUGCAUCCGGAGAAGCCGGAAAUUGUCUUCUUGGAAUAUGUCGACCCCCUUAACGAGCGGUAUGGUAUCUACUCCUGUGAUUUGACGACGAGUGUGGAAGAGAUGGCGUUCUUCGCUCAAGUGAGACGAGGUAUACCUUCUUGGAAGGUGAUGCAGGCCAGUGUCUCUUGUUGGCCUACUCCAAUUCCAAGGAAUUCACUAAUGGAAUAGAGAAACACAGAAAUACAACUUCUUUAUCAUCCUGCGACAAUAUCAUAAACUCUAACGAGCAACUUCCUCAUCAUGUCUCACAUAUUACAUAUGUCUCGUUUCCUUACUACUGAUUGCUUGAGAAUUCCGGUCGUGUUUGUAAACACUGCAACCUUGUAAUCUAAACUCUAAUAAGGCUGGCCACGACGAGGAUAGAUAUUAUCUGUCAUAUAUACAUGUGUUUGUGUAUAUAAUUGAUAAUUUUAUUGAAUAGCUAAAUUAACCAAAAUUUUAAUU
This is a messenger RNA of Linum trigynum, 1666 nucleotides long. The record is from the annotation of a GenBank genome assembly. NCBI's taxonomy places the organism in Eukaryota, Viridiplantae, Streptophyta, Magnoliopsida, Malpighiales, Linaceae.